CACGCGGGAGUGCACGCUUGGCCGCCAUAACGGUACAGCGCAGACAUGGCUCUGCUCAUGAACGCGCUAACGCUCUUCUUCAACCUGUUAAGCGUUCCGCUCCAAUUGAUGGAGUUUUUGGGGAUUUACGGCGUCUACAAGCGCUUCUUCCCCUUCCUCAUGUUCAAAAUGUCUGCGGCGUACAACAAGAAAAUGCACGAGUACAAGAAGGAGCUCUUCGGCAACCUGGCCGAGUUCGCGGAGCGGGGCAGCGCGCUGCGGCUGCUCGAGGUGGGCUGCGGGAGCGGGGCCAACUUCCAGUUCUACCCCCGGGGCUGCAAGGUCGUGUGCACGGACCCGAACCCGCACUUCCACAAGUAUCUGCAGAAGAGCCUCGUCGCGAACGAGCACCUGACAUUUGAGAAGUUCGUGGUGGCGGAGGGGGAGAACCUGUCGGCGGUGGAGGACGGCUCCGUGGAUGUGGUGGUGUGCACGCUGGUGCUGUGCACGGUCAAGAGUCCGCCGCGCGUGCUGGCGGAGGUGCGGCGCGUGCUGAGGCCUGGCGGCGCGUUCUAUUUCAUGGAACACGUGGUGUCGGAUCCGUCCACCUGGAUAUACUUCUUCCAGCAUGUCCUCCAGCCCCUGUGGUAUUACUUUGGGGACGGCUGUGAACUGACCAGAGCCACGUGGAAGCAUCUGGAAGCUGCAGGUUUUUCAGAGCUGAAGCUGCGGCACAUCCAGCCUCGCCUCUCCUUCCUCAUCAGGCCACACAUUAUCGGUUACGCGGUAAAGUAACGCUUGUAGAGAGGUACCCCUACACAAAGGUAAAUGCCAGCACUUCAUGCACGCUGUUAAAUUCCUGACACCCAUGUGUGUCUCUGUAACCCUUUUGUGAAGCGAUUAAA
Scleropages formosus (Asian bonytongue) is the source of this 884-nucleotide messenger RNA. Its product is annotated as methyltransferase-like protein 7A. Bases 46 to 774 code for a protein of 242 amino acids. The record is from RefSeq and is a predicted model, not a curated record. Gene Ontology annotation, molecular function: S-adenosylmethionine-dependent methyltransferase activity. Lineage: Eukaryota; Metazoa; Chordata; Actinopteri; Osteoglossiformes; Osteoglossidae. The transcript has 2 exons.